Rotaria sp. Silwood2 is the source of this 237-nucleotide messenger RNA. The record is from the annotation of a GenBank genome assembly. NCBI's taxonomy places the organism in Eukaryota, Metazoa, Rotifera, Eurotatoria, Philodinida, Philodinidae.
AUGCAACCAUUGGUCGAGUCAAUGAAAGCUUGGAUCUAUCUUCGAACUCAUCCUAUUUGGAUUAUGACGACUACAAUCGCUGAUGGAACGAUCAUUCACAUCUCAUCAAAUACAAGUGGAAUACUUUGGUCUAUGCCGAUGCUGGGUUUUACCAAUGCAGGAAAUAUAAUUGUACAAAAUUGUUCUAUAAACGGUAGCCUCAUCUUGACUGGACCAGUUAUCACCGUUGGAGUAUGA